AGCAAGCGGCACAGUCACAGCCCCGGCUUCCUGCAUGUGGAGGCAGGACGAAGUGGCGAGAUGUGCUGUAGCUGCUGACAUCACGCCACUUCCUGGAGAUCGGAGUGCCCUGCUGCUAUCUGCUACUGCUGGAGGGCAGCGAAACACGAGUAUCUCCGGUUGUGCUCACAGUUUAAUCUCACAGACGAAAGAGGUGCAAGAAAACGCAUUGGAUUUGUUGCCUAGAAGGAAUGGAGAAGUUUCCUUUAAGGAGGAACACACAGCCCUGGAAAUAAACGAUUACCAGUUGUUGGAAUUGGCUUCUUAAAGAAACCGUGUACAUGUUCUGUAUCUCAGGUUUUAUUUUUUGGAUCUUUCCUUUUUCUGGAAACCAGGACAACAGGACUAUUUCUUUCGAAUGGGAUGAAUGUGCCACUUUGGGCAAUCCAGCGACUGCAGAGUAGUGAUCAAGCCACUUCAGCUGCACUCAGACUGUCGCCUCUCCCAAUGAUGACUCUGAUGCCUAAAUCCACGGCUUGAAUUUUCCUUUUUUUUUUUUUUUUUUUUUUUUUUUCUUUUAACUUGGAGGGGUGGCUCAAAGGAAUACAAAAAUCAUCUUCAAAGUGGAGUACCGCAAACUAGACAUGGAUAAUAAAAAGAAAGACAAAGACAAAACCGAUGAUAGGAUGCCAAGGCCAGGAGGCCGAUCGGGAGGGCCUAAUCCACGGGGUGGCAGUUCCUCCAGCUCAGGAGUUCUCAUGGUUGGACCCAACUUUCGUGUGGGCAAAAAAAUAGGUUGUGGAAAUUUUGGAGAACUUAGAUUAGGUAAAAAUUUGUACACAAAUGAAUAUGUUGCAAUUAAGCUGGAACCAAUGAAGUCCAGGGCACCACAGUUACAUUUGGAAUACCGAUUCUACAAACAGUUAGGAUCAGCAGAUGGGAUACCUCAGGUUUAUUACUUUGGGCCAUGUGGAAAAUAUAAUGCAAUGGUGCUUGAACUGCUGGGACCGAGUCUGGAAGAUCUGUUUGAUCUGUGUGACAGGACAUUUUCACUUAAAACAGUUUUAAUGAUUGCCAUUCAGCUAAUAACUCGAAUGGAGUAUGUUCAUUCAAAAAACUUGAUAUACAGGGAUGUAAAACCAGAAAACUUCUUAAUAGGAAGACCUGGUAGUAAAAACCAGCACAUUAUCCAUAUUAUAGAUUUUGGCCUUGCAAAAGAAUAUAUAGAUCCAGAGACAAAGAAGCACAUCCCAUACAGAGAACACAAGAGCCUUACUGGAACAGCAAGAUACAUGAGCAUAAAUACACAUUUAGGAAAAGAACAAAGCAGAAGAGAUGAUUUGGAAGCACUAGGUCAUAUGUUUAUGUAUUUUCUAAGAGGUAGCCUUCCUUGGCAGGGCCUAAAGGCAGACACCUUAAAAGAAAGGUAUCAGAAGAUAGGAGACACAAAAAGGGCAACUCCAAUAGAAGUACUGUGUGAAAACUUUCCAGAGGAGAUGGCUACGUAUUUACGCUAUGUUAGAAGGCUGGACUUCUUUGAAAAACCAGAUUAUGACUACCUGCGGAAGCUCUUUACAGAUUUAUUUGAUCGGAAGGGUUUCAUGUUCGAUUACGAGUAUGAUUGGGUUGGUAAGCAGCUUCCAACUCCAGUGGGUCCAAUUCAUCCAGAUUCCGCACUGUCCUCUUCAAACAGAGAUGCUCAUCAACACAGGGAUAAAACGCAACAAGCCAAAAAUCAGUCGGCAGACCACAGGGCAGCUUGGGAGCCCCAGCAGGCCAAUCCCCAACAGUUGAGAGCUCACCUAGCAGCUGACAGACAUGGUGGCUCGGUACAGGUGGUUAGCUCAACAAAUGGGGAACUGAAUACAGAUGAUCCUACUGCAGGACAUUCAAAUGCACCAAUCACUGCACCAGCAGAAGUAGAAGUAAUGGAUGAGACAAACUGCCAGAAAGUGUUGAACAUGUGGUGCUGCUGUUUUUUCAAAAGAAGAAAAAGGAAAACAAUUCAGCGCCACAAAUGACUCUGGAAGCGGACAGACCAAGGGGAGUUGCUUACGCAUUCAUCUGCUGUCUCGUGAAAACAAAACAAAAAAAAAAAAAUCAUCUCUGCAGUGACAAAAGAGGAUUUGUAAUUAAAGGAUUUCUCUUUAGACUUUUUUUUUUUU
This is a messenger RNA of Polypterus senegalus (gray bichir), 2144 nucleotides long. Its product is annotated as casein kinase I. Gene Ontology annotation, cellular component: nucleus; plasma membrane; cytoplasm. The coding region runs from base 624 to 2000 and encodes 458 amino acids. NCBI's taxonomy places the organism in Eukaryota, Metazoa, Chordata, Cladistia, Polypteriformes, Polypteridae. The transcript has 14 exons. Gene Ontology annotation, molecular function: protein serine/threonine kinase activity; ATP binding. The record is from RefSeq and is a predicted model, not a curated record. Gene Ontology annotation, biological process: signal transduction; positive regulation of canonical Wnt signaling pathway; endocytosis.